AUGGCCAUAGCCCGAACCCUGCCACUGCUGCUGCUGCUGCCUCUCUCCAGUCUUGGCCCUGCUGCGGCAGCUCGAAUUCCCCCACCACGACCUUGUGCCCAGGAUCCCGAGUUCCAGUGUCAGGACAUAGAGACAGUUAUUCGCUGUGGAGUCUUGGGUCACUGCCUCCAGAAGGUCUGGGGAUAUGCUGACACAGGUGACCUAUGCCAAGAGUGUGAGGACAUCAUGACCAUUCUCACCAAGGUGGUUAAAGAGGCAUUUUUCAAGAAAACCAUUCAGCGCUUCCUGGAGGAAGAAUGCUCCAAACUGCCAAUUAAGCUCAUGAUCCCAAAUUGCCAGCACAUAGUGGAUGAGUACUUGUCUCUCCUCAUCUCGCACUUCCAAGGACAGAUUCCAAAUAAGGUAUGUGGGAGUCUAGGCCUAUGUGAAGAGAAGGUCUCACUCUCGGCAUGGGACCCAAAAUUUCAGGAUCUGUCAGAGAAGUUGGUCCCAGCAUUUCUGGAGGACUUCCCAGGAAGACCCGGGGCUCACACCCAGGACCUCCUGGAGCAGAACUUUCCCUUCCCGCUUCCCUUCUGUUGGAUCUGCCGAACCUUAAUCAAUAAGAUUCAAACUGUGAUCCCCAAGUCUGUGCUGGCACUGGCUGUCGCUCAAGUGUGCCACAUCGUGCCCCUGGCGGUGGGUGGCAUCUGCCAAUGCCUGGCUGAGCGCUACACCAUCAUCCUGCUGGAUGCAGUGAUGAGCCGAGUGUUACCCCAGCUGGUCUGUGGCCUCCUCCUUCGAUGUACCGUUGAAGGGAGCUACAACCCAGGACUUCUCCCAAACCAAUGGACACUGUCAGACCCAGACUGCCACCUCUGUGUCUCUGUGACCAGCCAGGCAGCAUUGGAACUGCCUGCAAACAGCACAGAGAGAGACAUAGAGAAGACACUGCUUAGCAUCUGCAACAACCCCCGGCUAGACUGGCAGGAGUGCCAAGGUUUGGUGGAACAACACUACCCCUCAUUACUGUCCUUGCUGCCCCGUGGCCGAGACCCCCAUAUCAUCUGCCAGGCCCUGGGAAUGUGUGAGACGGAUCUCAGUCAACCUCGGACCCCAACCUGUGCCCAGGGCCCCAGCUUCUGGUGCUCCAGCAUCCAGGCUGCCAAGGAAUGUCAUGCCGUCCUGUAUUGCAAAAUACACGGGCAGGAUUGA
Dromiciops gliroides (monito del monte) is the source of this 1194-nucleotide messenger RNA. It is a transcript of the gene SFTPB, whose product is annotated as surfactant protein B. The transcript is spliced from 11 exons. Gene Ontology annotation, biological process: sphingolipid metabolic process. Gene Ontology annotation, cellular component: lysosome. Lineage: Eukaryota; Metazoa; Chordata; Mammalia; Microbiotheria; Microbiotheriidae. The record is from RefSeq and is a predicted model, not a curated record. Bases 1 to 1194 code for a protein of 397 amino acids.